GUCUAUGCGCUCGACAAGCCUUGGCAUGAGCACCAUCUGUGCUGCUACCAUUGCCUGAAGCCCAUCAAGCAGUCGCUCGGACAUAUGGAGAGGAAUGGGCGGGUGUAUUGUAUAAAGGACUAUAAGGACCUGUUUCUGCCAAAGUGCAGGGGAUGCGGGUUGACAGUGGAGAAGGACGCAGUGUGCGCGCAGGACGGAAGGCUGAAGGGCAAGUGGCACGCGGGAUGCUUCCGGUGUGGGACUUGCAAGAAGCCAUUCCCGGACAAGAAGUUUUAUGUGUAUAAUGAGUCGCCGUACUGC
Messenger RNA from Gamsiella multidivaricata, 300 nucleotides. RefSeq lists its product as uncharacterized. Gene Ontology annotation, cellular component: Z disc; nucleus. The annotation marks the transcript as partial. Lineage: Eukaryota; Fungi; Mortierellomycota; Mortierellomycetes; Mortierellales; Mortierellaceae. The transcript has a single exon. Gene Ontology annotation, molecular function: transcription coregulator activity. The record is from RefSeq and is a predicted model, not a curated record.